CUCGCUUUUGUUCCCUCGUCACAACAAAGCGCGGCUGUUGUAUCCGGGGCCUCCUUGAACUUCCUUCUGCCUCUGUGUGUCCAUUCGAUCUUCAAAAUGGCCAAUCGAGGAGGUUACGACGUGGUCGUAGAUGUUGAUGCCGAGGGCGAUCUAGGCCACACGGAUCUCCAAGAAGAUCUCGAAUUCCACCCAUCAAAUUUUGAAAACGACGCUCGCAACGCCAAAAUCCACCCCGACUCACAGCCAUUCCUCGGCGGUAAUGGUGGUAACGUCCACGGCAGCUCAUCGCGCGGUGGCGCCGGCGGCGGCAAACAUCGACUCUGGACAAUCCAAUAUUACAGCCAAUACUUCGAUGUCGACACAAACGAGGUUUUCCGACGCUGCGUGGCAGCCGUGUACCCUCGCUCCAACUUCCUCGACAUUCUAGACGGGAACCCGGAUCUUUAUGGUCCGUUUUGGAUCGCCACGACGGUGGUCAUCAUCCUCUUUUUGACGGGCACGAUCUCGCAGUAUCUGUCGCGGGAGGAUGACAAGCAUUUUGGGUAUGACUUUAGAUUGCUCUCUGGUGCAGCAGGGCUGGUUUAUGGAUAUACCGGCGUGAUCCCUAUUGCCUUGUGGGCUGCACUGCGAUGGUUCGGUAGUUCGUCGGCGGAUCUGAUUGAGUGCUGGGCUCUGUAUGGCUAUGCGAAUCUUGUCUGGAUUGCCGUUGCGUUGGUGAGCUGGAGCCCGCUGACGGCGCUCAACUGGGCACUUGUGGGCGUGGGGUUUGCCUGGACGGUGUUCUUCCUCUUGCGCAAUUUGUACCCCGUGUUGAGUGCGACCGACGCAAAGACGAGCAAGGUCUUGCUCAUUGUCGUUGUUGUGCUCCAUGCCGGGUUGGCGAUUGCUAUCAAGAUUCUGUUCUUUGCUCACGGUAGCCCUGCUUCGAAGAACCAUGAUGAUGAUAAGCACGACGACGAUAAGCAUGAUGAUGACAAACAGAGUGACGAGAAGGAAGAUGGUAAGAGACGCAUGUUUUUCUAACUGAGCACCAAGUAGCGCGAGGGAUGUAUUUUUGCUACCAGAGCAUCCUUGACAUGUGGUUAUUCCCUCAUGAACAAACACAUCUUUGAACAGCUGUAUCACUGACAUUUGUUUACGAUGUAUAAAUAUUCCUUUCCAUUUUUAGGACACUUUAAAAAAGAAUCAAAGCUUUGAAGAUUGGUUUACA
This is a messenger RNA of Talaromyces proteolyticus, 1210 nucleotides long. RefSeq lists its product as uncharacterized. Gene Ontology annotation, molecular function: small GTPase binding. Lineage: Eukaryota; Fungi; Ascomycota; Eurotiomycetes; Eurotiales; Trichocomaceae. Gene Ontology annotation, biological process: vesicle-mediated transport. Bases 97 to 1023 code for a protein of 308 amino acids. The transcript has 4 exons. Gene Ontology annotation, cellular component: Golgi apparatus; membrane. The record is from RefSeq and is a predicted model, not a curated record.